This is a messenger RNA of Balearica regulorum gibbericeps (East African grey crowned-crane), 1986 nucleotides long. NCBI's taxonomy places the organism in Eukaryota, Metazoa, Chordata, Aves, Gruiformes, Gruidae. The record is from RefSeq and is a predicted model, not a curated record.
AUGAAUUUGGUUUCCGAGUUGAUAAGGAAGAGGCUCAAGUGGCAGGCUCAUCUGGAAUUCACACACAACCAUGACGUGGGCGACCUCACAUGGGACAAAAUUGAGGUCACCCUACCGCAUUCAGACAAGCUGCGCUCCCUGGUGCUAGCCGGCAUCCCACAUAGCAUGAGACCACAGUUGUGGAUGCGUCUGUCAGGGGCCUUGCAGAAGAAGAGGAAUUCAGAGAUGUCGUAUCGGGAUAUCGUGAAAAACAGCUCUAAUGACGAAAGCAUUGCUGCCAAACAGAUUGAAAAGGAUUUGCUCCGCACAAUGCCCAGCAACGCCUGCUUCUCCAAUAUGAACAGCAUCGGGGUACCACGGCUACGCAGGAUACUACGAGGACUUGCCUGGCUCUACCCAGAGAUUGGAUAUUGCCAAGGCACUGGCAUGGUGGCUGCCUCUCUGCUGCUCUUCUUGGAGGAGGAAGAUGCUUUCUGGAUGAUGUGCGCUAUCAUUGAGGAACUGGUUCCUGCCUCCUACUUCAGCACCACCCUGAUGGGCGUGCAGACUGACCAGCGUGUCCUGCGACAGCUCAUUGUGCAGUACUUGCCCCGCCUGGAUAAACUGCUCCAGGAGCAUGACAUCGAGCUCUCCUUGAUCACCUUGCACUGGUUCCUCACCUCUUUUGCUAGUGUUGUCCACAUCAAGCUGCUGCUACGUAUUUGGGACCUCUUCUUCUACCAGGGCUCUCUGGUGCUGUUUCAGCUCACUUUGGGCAUGCUCAGUAUGAAGGAAGAUGAGCUAAUCCAGUCUGAGAACUCUGCCUCAAUCUUCAACACGCUCUCGGACAUCCCAAGUCAGAUUGAAGAUGCAGAUGUGUUGCUGCGGGAGGCCAUGCGUGUGGCUGGCUCUCUGACAGAUGUGGCGGUGGAGACCCAGCGUCGCAAACACUUCGCCUACCUCAUCGCUGACCAAGGGCAGCUGCUCAACUCCAGCACCACUGUCAACAAUUUAUCCAAAAUUGUGCGGCGCAGGACUCAGCGCAGGAAAUCUGGCAUCACCUCUCUGCUUUUCGGGGAUGACGAUCUGGAGGCACUGAAAGCCAAGAACAUCAAGCAGACAGAGCUGGUGGCCGACCUGCGUGAGGCCAUUGUCCAGGUGGCAAGACACUUCCAGCGUGUGGAUCCCAAGAACUGCAGCAUUGAUCUGACACCAGACUACAGCAUGGAGAGCCACCAGCGGGACCACGAGAACUAUGUGGCCUGUUCCCGCAACCGACGACGACGAGCCAAGGCACUACUGGACUUUGAGCGCCAUGAUGACGAUGAGCUGGGCUUCCGCAAGAACGACAUCAUUACGAUCAUUUCUCAGAAGGAUGAGCACUGUUGGGUGGGAGAGCUGAAUGGACUGAGAGGUUGGUUUCCUGCAAAAUUUGUGGAGAUCUUGGAUGAGCGGAGCAAAGAGUCCAUAUUUGAACAUGGAUUGAAGAAGCCAUCUCUGCUGGGGGGGCCCUGCCAUCCCUGGCUGUUCAUUGAAGAGGCUGCAAGCCGAGAAGUGGAACGGGACUUUGACUCUGUGUAUUCUCGCCUUGUGCUCUGCAAGACUUACAGGCUUGAUGAAGACAGCAAAGUCCUCACUCUGGAGGAGCUGCUUUACCGGGCAGUUCAGGCCGUGAACAUGACACACGAUGCUGCACAUGCACAAAUGGACGUGAAGCUUCGUUCCCUCAUCUGCGUUGGACUCAACGAGCAGGUGCUGCAUUUGUGGCUGGAGGUGCUGUGCUCAAGCCUGCAGACCGUGGAGAAGUGGUUCCAUCCAUGGUCAUUCCUGCGCAGUCCUGGAUGGGUGCAGAUCAAAUGUGAGCUGAGAGUCCUCUGCAAAUUUGCCUUCAGCCUCUCUCAGGACUGGGAGCUGCCAAUAAAGAGGGAGGAGAAGAAGCCACUGAAGGAGGGUGUGCAGGACAUGCUCGUGAAGCACCAUCUCUUCAGCUGGGACAUAGAUGGGUGA